CCCACGUGACGGUUCUCCAAACACCGGUGUAGGUUGGUUGUUGGUUGUAGCAACCGGAGUAGCGACACGACGGCUUAACAACACUUUAUGAAUUUGGUGUUUAUAACUAGUAUUGUGUCUUUUAUGAAGCUCAAUGUAUGCAGAAUUAAAUAAUGAAUCUGGGUGAUGGCCUGGUGUUUGAGCUUGAGAAUGGGAAGCCCAAGCUUGUGUUAGCCCACUGUGGCGAGUCAAAGGCCUCUGGUAAAAUGGGAGUUUGUAAAGUCCCUCCGAAGAACAGACAACUGAAAGCCACAGCCAUCUCCAAACUGGGUCCUAAAGCAGAGGAAAGAUGGCAGAGAGACAGGAAGUGCAGAGAUAUCAGCAGAGGUGUCAAUCACGCCGAACCCGGCAGCCGAAAGACCAAACCGCAGAGCAGGACGGAUCGCUGCAGCGUCAUCGGGGUGGUCAGGGUGCCGUCAGAGAGCAAAACCGAGUCUGCUAAUGAAACGUCCAACGUCAAGAGCAUAAAGGAGAGCUUAGUGUGUUUAACUCAGGAGCAACUUCAGCAGAUCCUCAACAGCGUCAAGGCGUCAGGGCAAAACGCCCGAGACGAUUCUACAGCUCAUGUCCAAAAUGGACCAGCUGCACAAGAGGAAGAAACUGAAACAGUGACUAGUGCAAGUGGCAAGGACAAACAAAUAAACUCUCCAGGGAAAGGAAAUGCGGAAAAAACCCUGAGUGAUUCCACCCCAGCAGGCCUGUUCAGCACUUUUGGAGAACACGAGCAGAAGAGAAACACGCUUGAGGCUAAAAAAGCACAAUGGAGAAGAGAGCUAGACGAGCAGAUGGCACUUAAAAAGCAGCUGAAAGAGAGCGCAGAGAUUCUGGCUCGUAGCGAGCAGCCCAGAGACACGGAAGCAGGACCGAGAUCUAGUGACCAGCUGUUUGGGGUGCAAAAGGACAGAAUAACACAGAUGGGCACAGAAAACGCAAACAACCGGCCACCAGCUCCUCAGACACGCAGCAAUCCGAUGGCUCUUCCCUCGGCCAUCCGCUCGGCGUUUGUACUGGGGGAAGCCGCACCACUGGAGCAUGCGUUCAGCGCAGAGAAGAAAGAGCAGCAGAGACGCUGGCUGCAGGACUUGGAGCAGCAGAGAGAGGAAACCAAACUGCGCAGGAAGUUGGAGAAACAGAGCCAGAACCAGCCAGAGGAUCAUGAGCGCUGGGCCAUGCACUUUGACUCAUUUCAGCAGCGUCUCCCAGUACAGCCUCCUUCCACUGCGGAGCUCAACCUAUACAGCUCCCUCUCCCAAUACCGCGCUCCCUCUCAGGCUCUGUCCACCGCCUGGGAGACCGCGAGUACAUGCGGAGGGGACAGUAUGGGCCGAGCCAGUGUGGACACCACUCAGGGCUGUCAGCCGAAGAGCAGCUACCUGCGUACCAUGACUGCACUGCUGGAUCCAGCUCAGAUAGAGGAGAGAGAGAGGAAGCGUGUGAAACAGCUCGAAUUUCAGCGAGCUAUCGAUGUUCAGGUGGAGGAGCGGAGGCGACAGAAAGAGAAAGAAGAGGCCAUUCGGCAGAUCAUGGAGCAGAAGGAAGAGCUCCGAGUCGCUAAACAGUGGGAACUUGAAAACCUGAGAGACACUCAGCUGCAGAGACAAAAGGAGUUACAGGCACGCAAAACAGAGGAGCUGUAUCGGAACAUGCAGAGGACGUCCGAGGAAGUGCAGAAACACAAACACCUGAUGGAGAAAGGCCAUGAUGUUUCUAAUCAGUUGCGGAGUGAAACUACCUCACAGGCAUUGAUUGGUCAAGGUUCAGAGAGUUCGGCUACACUGGACACCAUAACAGAAGCUCCACACACAGCCCGGAAAGACACUGCGGUUCAGACAGAAACAAAUCCAGGUAGGCCAUUCCCUGAAACCAACGGAGGCAUUCGAGCUGCAGUCGAGUACAAGGCUCCUCCCGAUAUAAAAAGAUCCAGACGUGAUGGAAGACUGGCUGAAAAGGACAGCGGAAAAGAGAACAUGUGCGCGGCCGUCAAAGGAGCAGAUCCUUACGAAGCCUACGCCCGAACAGACCGAACCCACGGACGACAGCAGCUCUGCCACAGACCAGAGUGGAACAAACACAGGCCCGGGAAGGCGUUUGUUCCUGCCUCAGAGCGUUACCCUGCUACCCAGCAGAAGCACAGGCAGGAGAACAAGAUGCGCAGGCAGAUGGAGCUCAUGAACCUGGCGGAGAGGAACACGCGUUCCAGAACGCCACAGCAAGCGAAGCCUCCGCGUUCUGGAAAUCCGUCUCGCGUUCAGCAGCACUCGAACUCAGCUUGUCAGAAAGACGAAGAUUCGCAUCGAGUACAAUCUGCCAGUCAAAUUAGCAGAGUUCCCUCUCCGCCCGUCCCUGCAGUGUUGCGCAGACUCCAGGUUCAUCCUCCGUCCUGUGCAGAGGAACAGUCAGAGAGCUGCGGCCGGCCUCCGUCAGCCGAUUACGUCCCGUACGUGCGCACGGACGAGGUUUACCACUUGGAUCCUCUUGCCCCGAUCUCCAGACCCACCACAAACGAAGGACCACAGAGGAUACAUGCAGAUUUGUCAGACGUAAGCAGCAGACAGCACACCUCCCCUCUGGUGCAGCGGGAUCCCCUCCUCCACCCUGAGCUGCUCAAGGGCACAGAGAGACAGCAGGCUAUUCUCAAAGGCUUGUCUGAACUCAGACAGAGCCUGCUGCAGAAACAGAGAGAGCUAGAAACCAGCCUCGGCCCUUUACUGCAGGGGCAAAGCAGAACCCAGAUUUCCAGCCCCCCUGAGAGAACCACAGAUGUCGGUCGAGAGUAUGAUCGAUAUACGCCAGCACUUUACUCUCCACAGGGAAACACUCACUGAGGAUCUGAAUGCAAAUCACACACGCACUUUUUGGUAACAGUAUUUAGAGUUCCUAAAUACAUAUUAUUCCUCUUUAUGUUAAUAUUUAUUGAAUUUAGCUGAACUGAUUAGAUUAGUGUGGUUAAUUUUAAUCAGUUAAGGUAUUAUUUAUUGGGUUGCUAAUUAUGACAGUAUGCACAUGGACAAUGUGAAUUUCUCACUCUUUUUAACCAGGUACUUGAAACCUUUAAUGUGAAUUAAAGUAUUUUUGACUUUGGUAAA
This is a messenger RNA of Ictalurus punctatus (channel catfish), 3125 nucleotides long. RefSeq names its product coiled-coil domain containing 66 (gene ccdc66). The record is from RefSeq and is a predicted model, not a curated record. Gene Ontology annotation, cellular component: cilium; microtubule. The transcript is spliced from 19 exons. The coding region runs from base 153 to 2864 and encodes 903 amino acids. Lineage: Eukaryota; Metazoa; Chordata; Actinopteri; Siluriformes; Ictaluridae. Gene Ontology annotation, biological process: cilium assembly. Gene Ontology annotation, molecular function: microtubule binding.